GACAUUGACUUAUUUUUUUUCUCGCCGAUCGUUUGAUUCAGCGAUUCGAUUUUCGCGAUUGUUUGAAGCAUUCAAGUGCCUCGUUUUGACGAGUUCGUCCGUUUUUUAAGUAUUUCAUCGUUAUGUAUAAGCAGGGAUUUAAAUAAGAGCAGGAAAUCUUUUGAGGAAGUGGAGUGACAGCCCCGCUGUAAAUCAAGAUGGCAGGUCUGUCUUUAUAUUUUGAAGAUGGCCACGAUGAAUUGGAUGACUUUGGAUUCGAUGACUAUGGUUCAGAGUGUGAUGGGAUUCGGAUAACAGCAUUCCUUGAUGCAGGCCAGGAUAACCUCACCCCUCUGGGCCGGCUGGAGAAAUAUGCUUUCAGUGAAAACGUCUUCAACAGGCAAAUUGUGGCACGUGGAUUACUAGAUGUGCUCCGGGAAUUUUGUGAUAAUGAAAAUGACUUCAUCAGUGUCAUGGAAACAGUUGCCAGGAUGUCUGAGGAUGCAGAGCCAACAGUGCGAGCAGAGCUGAUGGAACAGGUACCAAACAUUGCCAUGUUCCUCCAUGAAAAUCGACCCAAUUUCCCAGAAGCAUUCUCGAGGUACUUGGUACCCAUUGUGGUCCGUUAUCUCACAGAUCCUAAUAACCAGGUGCGAAAGACGAGCCAGGCUGCUCUGCUGGUGCUGGUUGAACAGGGUCUGAUGAGUAAGGCAGAUAUGGAAGUAAAAGUCUGCCCUGUUCUCCUGGAGCUCACAGAACCCAGCAGUGAUGAUGACUACAAGAUCGAAGCUGUAGCGAUAAUGUGCAAGUUGGUGACCAUGUUGAGUAAAGACACAGUGGAGCACCUUCUAUUGUUGCGAUUCUGUGAACUCUGCAGUGACACCAGUUUAUUCCAAGUCCGCAAGGUCUGUGCAGCAAACUUUGGCGAGUUCAGUUCUAUUGUUGGCCAUGAAGCCACAGAAAAACUACUGAUGCCUAAGUUUUUCGACCUGUGCUCGGACAGUCUGUGGGGUAUUCGGAAAGCCUGUGCUGAGUGCUUCAUGGUUGUUUCAAAUUGCACUUCUGCAGAGGUGCGACGCACUAAGCUGUCCCCCUUGUUCAUCAUCCUCAUUAGUGAUCAGUCACGCUGGGUACGGCAGGCUGCGUUCCAAUCUCUAGGUCGUUUCAUCUCUACAUUCGCCAACCCUUCUCUCACAGGACUGCACUUCAGUGAGGACGGAACCCUACGUGAGAUAUCCAAGAUCUCCUCUGGGAGCCAUGGGCAGGUGAGCAUCAGCAGCUCAAGUAACUCCUGCAAUGCCUCAAGGGAAGGUUCCUCAAACAGUCGCACUCAGCCAUCCUUAGAACAGCUACAAACCACCUCAGCCACAACAGCUCCACCAUCACAACCUCAUGAGGGCCACCAGCAUCCCACACAACCCCAGGAAGAGAGGGCCACCCAGGACCAGUCUGAAUGCUCCGCUUCUGCCUCCAUCCAGCAGACGGAUGACUGCACAAUGUACAACACCUUCAAUUUCUGGAAAUCCACAUUGCCUGAUAUCACCCAGGACCUCCAACUACUGCAUGUAGAGGAAAGCAGUGAGGAGGAAAGAGAACAAGAAGAGACCAUGUGGGAGGGAAAAGAUGAGGAAGAACAAGCACCACGUUUAGAUAAUCAAGGCCCAGCCACCAGCUCCCAGAUUCAGAAGGUUUUGGACUGUCUUCAGCCCCACCUAGAUGAUCCUGAUGUACAAGCUCAAGUGCAGGUGUUGUCUGCUGCUCUGAUAGCUGCCCAGUUAGAGAGUCAGACAGAUGAUGCAGAUGACUCUGUGUCGGAGAGCAAUGGUUCUGCAGGCUCCCCGACCUCUGAUCUUAGUGCCAUGAGUGAACUCUCACUGACCGAUGCACAGACCUCAGACGUAUCCAUUACAUCUCCUGUACUGGUCGAUGACUCUGAACCCAGCAGUGAGGAGUCAGACCUCAUAGAAAAUGUGGAGGAAGACAAAGACUCAGACACCACCAAAACUUCUGAAGAGGAAAAGUAUAAAAUUCAGAAUAUAAUUCCCCAGCAGUUGUUGGAUCAGUAUCUUUCUAUGACAGACCCCGCUCGAGCUCAGACUGUUGACACUGAUAUCACCAAACACUGUGCUUUUAGUUUACCGGGUGUUGCCCUAACGCUGGGCAGACAGAACUGGCACUGCCUCAAAGACACAUACGAGACCCUCGCUACAGACGUACAGUGGAAGGUGCGUCGGACGCUGGCGUUCUCUAUCCAUGAGUUGGCAGUGAUUCUGGGGGAUCAACUAACAGCAGCUGAUCUGGUGCCCAUAUUUAACUGCUUCCUCAGAGAUCUAGAUGAGGUGCGAAUAGGAGUCCUCAAACACCUGUAUGAUUUCUUAAAGCUUCUUAAUGCUGAGAAGCGCCGGGAGUAUCUGUACCAGCUACAGGAGUUCACGGUGACCGACAAUAGCCGAAACUGGAGAUUCCGAUAUGAGCUCGCUGAACAGCUCAUCCUGAUCAUCAAGUUGUACAGCCACAACGAUGUCUAUGACUACCUCAGACAGAUAGCACUUAACCUCUGCUCUGACAAAGUGUCUGAAGUCCGAUGGAUUUCAUACAAACUGGUGGUGGAGAUUCUGCAGAAGCUGUAUUCCUGUGAAGCUCAUGACCUGGGAGUCAAUUUCAUAAAUGAGCUCAUUAUGAGAUUCUGCCACUGUUCCAAAUGGGUUGGACGCCAGGCAUUUGCCUUCAUUUGUCAGGUUGUAGUGGAGGAGGACUGUAUGCGCAUGGAACAUUUUGCACAGCAUCUUCUGCCCAGUCUGCUCAGUCUCUCAUCUGACCCUGUGCCGAACGUUCGCGUGCUGGUGGCCAAGGCGUUAAGGCAGAGCGUGUUGGAAAAAUCGUUCUUUAAGGACCCUGGCUGUGCAUACUCAGAUGAAAUCAUGGAGGCCCUGUCUAGAUUGAGGAUGGACAAAGACAGGGACGUGCGGUUCUUCGCCACACUAGAUCCCAACAGGAACUUCAUGGACACGACUGCGCUCAUUUAGCACCUUGUACUGUCUGGACACAAGAACAAGCACCAGCAAGGACAACACUACACCACUUUACACAGACACACACAUUUAUACAUAGGAACAACUGACCUACACACACUCAAAAUUGUAUCCUCAAUACUCCCCUCAUACUUUAGUAUAUGCAUAUAUUAUGCAUUUUCUCAAUUAUACACACAAUGGUCUUCAUUUAGGAAACUUUGCACAGAUAUGUGGCAAAACCGAACAAACUAGGGCCCUUCAAACUUUACAGUGAAUAUGCAAAUACAAUGUAUCCUAAUCUCUGUGUUUAGUAAGAUAGGCUAUUUUAUUUUGGUCUUCAUUUUUACGUAAUGCAGUGCAAAAUUAUUUUCCAUCUGAAAAAUUCAUCUGUGAAAUGCAUUGUGAACUGUACUUGGUUUUCUCUGCCCUAGAUUGUUAGAUUGACAUAUCAACAAUACCACCAAUCAGAUACAUUUAUUCACAAGUUUAAGUGAAAGUAUUUAAAGGGAUAAUUCAAACAAAAAUUUUAAUUGUCUGAUUUUCUCACCCUCAUGCUAUCCCAGAUGUGUAUGACUUUCUUCUGCUGAACACACAGAUUUUUCUAAAAAUAUUUAAACUCAGUAGGUCCAUUCAAUGCAAGUGAAUGGUUACCAAAACAUUGAAGCUCUAAAAAGCACAUAAAGGUAGCAUGAAAGUAAUCCAUACGACUCCAGUUGUUAAUGCCAUGUCUCCAGAAGCGUUAUAAUAGUUGUGGGUGAGAAACAGAUCAAUACUUAUGUCAUUUGUACUAUAAAUGUCCACUUUCAUCAGCCCGCCUAAGCACUCCCUUCUGUCCUAAAAGGAGUUCUUUAUUGUGUCACCAUAUCGCCACCUACUGGGCAGGGAGGAGAAUAUAUAACAAAAAAGGACUUGAAUAUUGAUCUGUUUCUCACCCACCCCAUCAUAUAUCGCUUCAGAAGACAUGGAUUUAACCACUGGAGAGUCGUAUGGAUUGCUUUUUAUGUUACCUUUAUGUGUUUUUUGGAGCUACAAAGGUCUGAUCACCAUUCACUUAAAAAAAAUAAUAAUAAUAAUUUGUGUUCUGCAGAAAAGUCAUGCACAUCUGGGAUAGCAUGAGGGUGAGUAAAUGAGACCAUUUUAAUUUUUGUUUGAAUUAUCCCUUUAAACAAUUUUUGCUAAUUUGUUUGUUUCAUAAAUGAGGCCCAUGCAAUCUCUUACUUUAGACGCACAUUUAGCCCCCUCUUCCACCACCAAAACACACACAAGCCUGCAAACCCAUAACAACCAUCUCACCUCUCUGUGCAAGAUUUAAUUUGCACCUUUGAGGCAGCAAAACUUAUUUGGAGACACCAGAAAAACACCCAAGAAGCAUCGUAUAAGUGGAUCAUGUAAUUUCUCCUUAUCAAACAUUUUGGAUGCUACAAGCUGCCUCUCCAAAGCUAACUACAUUUGUGAGACGACUUCUUUUUUUCUGCUUUUCUUUCCUUGUGGAUUUCUUAUACAAAAAAAAAAAAGACUAAGAAGACAUAAGCAGAUUUACGGUGAAGUGCUACUAACUCAGGGAGACCUGAUAUUCUGGAUUUUUAAGCUGUGAAUGCCGCAAAAUGGUAUCUGAGCCAAAGUGCUGCUGCAGAAACAUUCGCUGCAUUUACCAACUGUCCCUCAGGAUUCACGCAAACCGCUGCGGCAAACAUGGUUUUCAACAGAAAACAAAUGUCUUCUCAAAUUACUGCAGCUCAGGAGCUGAACACCUCCCUCUGUUUUUGCUCAAUCCUUUUGUAGUUCUCCAUGUUGGGUGGCAGAAGAAUUUGCCAUCAUCUUUCAGGACUGAUAUUUUAACAUGUUUUUUGUGUCUUGAGUGUGCACCAUUCUUAUGUAGCCUUCUUGUCUUUCCUGAUUGGCGGAGAGUGGUUUUAUACAUUGCCGUUUUUAUAUAUAUAAAAUGAGAGCGAGAGAGAGAGAAAAAUAUAUAUAAAAGGGGCCAGUAUUUUAGAGGUGAAUUGAGGGUAAGUUGAUGCUUUCCAAGCAACCGUUACCAUCAAUAUACAAAAUGUAGACACUGGACAAGCAUAAUUGUCAAACUCAUCCAGUUCCAGGUUAGAAACUAUAGGCAAGGCAUUAAUGGUGGUUAUAAAUAUUUUGGGAGGGAUGCUUUAGAGGGUAAUUUCCCCCCACAAUUAUGUGAAUUAAAAUGUUUGGGUGAACUAUAUCUAUGUAAUUGUGAAUUAAGAGGGCCUGACCUGUGGACAACACUGAAGCAAGCACACUGUUUAGUCAGAUUUGCACUAGUUUAUCAAAGUACACCAUAAAUUCUCUCACUCUGAAAAUUCCUAUAGUUUUUUGCUCAAUAUCAAAUUUGUUAACUAAAGCUAUUUCACACACCUGAAGUUGAUCUGAUGGAUCAUCCAUUUUUUUAUUAAGCAUGGUUGUGCUGCUCUUGGCAUUGGUAAACUUGCCUGUAGCUGCUGGUCGGUAAUCAGUAUGCCUGUUUUUAUGAAUUAGAUUUGAUUGGUGGGGACUGGUCCCACAUCAGCACAUAAGGGCAAACUUUAUGCCAAGAGCACUUUACUAUUCAAUGGAGAGAAUAUUGCAAACUCGUAUGAUUUGUUUUAUAAAUCAUUUGGACUGAAUGAAUUAUGACAAAUCUGCUGUUGAGGUUUGAUAAGGCUUGACUAAACUCGAGUGGUGCUCUGAUCCGGUGCAUUUUAUUUGCACAGAUAUGUUUAUGGAUUAUGUAUAUGGAAUUGUUUAAAAAUUGUUUUGGUCUGGUUCUGGGUAACAGCCUGUGUUUUAAAGCUUGUGGGUGCUGGCGCUAAAUUGAUAUUGAUUUUAUUUACAGGAUUCAAGGCCAGUCUUUUUCUUUCCUGUGGCGAUAUUUGAUUUGGAAAUUUAUCAUGGGGGAUAAAUUGUUUACUUUCCUAUUGUUUUCUUGUGUUCCUAUGUUUGUCUGCAUGCAUAUGUGUGUGCUUGUCUUUUUUUGUUUGUUUGUUUAUUUUCUUAUGGACCAUGUUGAUAGUAGGUUCUAGAUGAAAGCCAAUAUAUUUUCUCCUAUGAAUUGUACUAUGUUAUUGACUGAGGCACUGACAUUACGGAUAUGUCAACAAAACCACUUCAUCUGUCUGCAUCUUUACUGUACUGAUCCACUAGUUUUCUUGUAAUGUUACAAUAUUAAGAGAUUUUUUUUAUUUUAUUUUUUUUUUUGUUUUAUGUAAAUGUUCAAAGAUUUUAUAUCCUAACCUUUCAGGUUACAACCUUUGUAAUUUUC
Messenger RNA from Xyrauchen texanus (razorback sucker), 6255 nucleotides. RefSeq names its product serine/threonine-protein phosphatase 4 regulatory subunit 1-like. The transcript is spliced from 20 exons. Gene Ontology annotation, biological process: protein dephosphorylation. The record is from RefSeq and is a predicted model, not a curated record. Lineage: Eukaryota; Metazoa; Chordata; Actinopteri; Cypriniformes; Catostomidae. The coding region runs from base 198 to 3005 and encodes 935 amino acids. Gene Ontology annotation, molecular function: protein phosphatase regulator activity.